Lathyrus sativus (Indian pea) is the source of this 630-nucleotide messenger RNA. NCBI's taxonomy places the organism in Eukaryota, Viridiplantae, Streptophyta, Magnoliopsida, Fabales, Fabaceae. The record is from the annotation of a GenBank genome assembly.
AUGCAAAGACAUAUCUCCAUUACUGUUCUUGCUAAUUUCUUCAUCUUGUUCAUUUCUCCUCCGUUUCUUUCAGUCUCAACCGCCGCAAGCACUCCGCAAGAUCUCCUCCGUUCAUCAUGUGCACAAGCAAGAUACCCAGCUCUCUGCGUCCAAACUCUCUCCAACCAAGUCAGUCCCACAGCGAAGCCCUUAGACCUAGCUCAGGCCGCCGUUAAAGCCAGUCUCGAUCGCACUCUCAUUCUCUCCGUUUACCUCAAGAACACUCUAAAGUCAGAGGUGCCAGUUGGGUCCAAAACCAACAACAGAAAGCGAGUUGCAUUGAGUGACUGUGUUGCUCAGAUUUCCGAUUCCGUUCUUGAGUUAAACAGGACGUUGAAGGAGUUACGGAAGCUUCGCAUGGGAACGUUCGAGUGGCAAAUGAGUAACGCUCAGACAUGGGCUAGUACUGCUAUAACAAACGGUAACGCGUGCAUCAACGGUUUGAAUAGGAGUGACGCAGAAGAGAAGAUGAAGGUGGAGGUGAAACGUAAGGUUACGGAAGUAUCCAUGUUUACAAGUAACGCUCUCUACUUAAUCAUUCGUCUCGGUGAUAGCAGGAAUCCAAAGCCUCACUCCAAUUCAAAUAACUGA